Molecule: messenger RNA, 845 nt
Organism: Darwinula stevensoni
Lineage: Eukaryota; Metazoa; Arthropoda; Ostracoda; Podocopida; Darwinulidae
Source: the annotation of a GenBank genome assembly
GGGCCCUCCGUGAGUCGCUCCUUGAGCCGAGCGAGCGACCUGACCAAGACGACCCACUCCGGCCUGAGCCAGGUCCAAGUGAACGAGCUGACCUUCUUCCCCCCGGGCCAGAAGCCCCCGCCCCACCCCGACAUCCUCCCCGGCACCGCGGACGAGAUCAGCCCCUACGCCAUGUUCCCCAUCCCCGUGAAGGACGAUCCGAGGCGGAAGGCGAAGUGGAAGCAGACCGCCUCCCUGCCGAGGAAGAGCGCGCCGGAGCUGCAUCCGCUGGCGACCAUGCACCACGAGGCGCAGUUCACCUCCAGGGAGACCCUCAAGCUGGACGAAUGCGCGCCGUUGCGGACGGGAACCGGCACCGGCCGACCCAAGUCCUCCUACCACCGGCGACCUCCCGCCUUCGCCGGCGACGGACGGCGACCCCCCGCCUUCGACGACGACGGGGAAUCCCCCGAGCCGGAUUCCGAGGAUUCCCUCCCCAACACCCGGCACACCCCGCCCGCUGCUCCUCGUCCGCGAGAUCGCAAAAGGGAAUCGCCCGGCCGACCUGUCAGUUACCAACAGCACCACUAUCCCCGGAAGGCCAGGUCGAGGAGGAGCGCGGACCCGGUGGGCCCGGUGGGCCCUGUGGGCCCCGUGGACUCGGUCGACGCCGCGGACACCGUCGACCGCAUCAAGGCUCAAAUCAACGCUUCCUCCCGUCAUCAAGGAACUCUCACCACCAACGAAUUCACGAUCUCGGUGUGAUUUCUCACUGUUGGACUCGCUUUGUGGAAUACAUAUAGGAACUUUGAACACGAAUCGAUCCGGAGUUCAAAGGGAAAUUUAAAGGGAAAUUUAAAGGGAAG